AAGGUUAGGAAAUGGCUGUUCUCUUUCAUUGGUUUCGCCAGUCCCAAGGAUGAAGCUGUAGAGUCACGCCGAAAGUAUGACUUUGCAGACGAGGUUCUGGCUUGGAGAAUAAAGUUGCGAAAAGAGCGGUACGUUGUAGCAGAUGAACUAGUAUGAAGCCCCUGUCUCAUAGCAAACACCUGUUGAAAUUUUUUCCUAAACCAAAUGUUUAUUCAAAUCUCAUUAUAGAGAAUUAGUUCUGUAUAAAGAAUAUUUGUGGUUUGCAUUGAUUUUCUCAACAUUGAUUGCACAAAUGAUUUUUACGGACAGGGUCAGAAAUAGUGAUACUAAGAUAACUCCAGAAGUCAUUUUUUCACACCAAUAAAGUUUUUAUCACCUAAAUUUGUUUUGUACAUGGAAUUAUUCCAUGUAUUUUAUGCAUUGUGACCCCCAUCAGCAUAUGUCACUUGGAAGAAAAGUACUUGACCAUGAACUCAGAAACUUCCAGAGAAUUUGAAGCAUGAACCGGAAGAGUCUUUUAGUGAAACACUUGAUAGAUGGUGACAAGAGACAAGCAGUUGGCAUACAACCAGAGCAAAGAUCAGUUGCUGAAUAUAUUGGCAAUGCCACAAAGGGAGAAAUUCUACGCCGAGCAGAUGAAAAACUUCAGUUGCUGAGUGAUGUGGAAGUCAAAUCUGAUCUGAUGAAAAAGCUGGCUGAUUUCAAAAGGCAAAUUGCAAGAAUUAAAAAGGACACUUUGCUAGCCUUGUAUGAAGAAAUUGUAGAGGAGCUAAAUAGUGCGGAUGUCUUAGAAAUGGUUCGCCAGAGUGUGGAGAUUGAAGAAGAUGGCGAAUGA
Porites lobata is the source of this 835-nucleotide messenger RNA. The record is from the annotation of a GenBank genome assembly. Lineage: Eukaryota; Metazoa; Cnidaria; Anthozoa; Scleractinia; Poritidae.